Messenger RNA from Drosophila mauritiana, 6697 nucleotides. It is a transcript of the gene Ubr1, whose product is annotated as E3 ubiquitin-protein ligase UBR1. The record is from RefSeq and is a predicted model, not a curated record. Gene Ontology annotation, molecular function: ubiquitin protein ligase activity; zinc ion binding. The transcript is spliced from 11 exons. Gene Ontology annotation, cellular component: ubiquitin ligase complex; cytoplasm. Gene Ontology annotation, biological process: protein ubiquitination; ubiquitin-dependent protein catabolic process via the N-end rule pathway. Bases 206 to 5689 code for a protein of 1827 amino acids. Lineage: Eukaryota; Metazoa; Arthropoda; Insecta; Diptera; Drosophilidae.
AAACGCCUGCUUUUAUCGAUGACAGUCUUGUUUUUUUGCGUUUAGGUUACGAAAUUGGCAGACGAAUACUCGUUGUGCCAGUUGAAAUAAGUAGAUUUAACUAACAACACAGGUCUAAAUUGCUCGUGAACUCCACGAGCCAAACAAAAACGAAAUAGGAAAGAGAAAAAGAGAGGAGCCAGAGCCAGUGCGAGCGAAGGCAACGAUGGAUCGCUACGACAUGGAGGACGUCGUUGUGGCGCCCCCUGCCGAGUGCAGCUCGCCGCUUAAGGAGUGGCGCCUCAAGCGCCAGGCGGGCACACUAGACCGCUCCGAUAUCAUCGAGUUCUUAAAGCGCGAGUCGCCCAAGUAUUUUGAUUACCAGACUAGCGCUACGGUUAAAGAUACCAAUGUGAUUACUCUGAAGUGCAUGUUUAAGGAGUCGCUGGCCAAGGAGGAGAUCAUCGAUGUCGUUGUGGAGUUUAUGCUGGGCGACAAUCCUUCCUCCGCACUGGAGAAGCUCCGACUGGAGGGCAACACGGCCACCGUCUGUGGCAAGGUCUUUAAGAACGGGGAGCCCACCUACAGCUGCCGCGAGUGCGGCGUUGAUCCCACCUGCGUGCUUUGCGUCAACUGUUUCAAGCGCUCGGCGCAUCGCUUCCACAAGUACAAGAUGUCCACAUCCGGCGGCGGCGGCUGCUGUGACUGCGGAGACGACGAGGCCUGGAAGAAGGAUCAGUACUGCGAGCUGCAUCUGGCAAAUCGCAAGAAUCCGCUGGAGAGCAAGAUCCUGACCGAUGCAGUACUGGAGCGUGUUGAGAUCUGCUUUGGGGCAAUCCUCGCCUUCUGCGUGAGUUAUCUUGAAAUCGAGCCAAACGCCAGUCUACAGUGCCUGGAUGGAAACGUGGAAGGCGGCCAAGUGGACGGAGCACAGUACUGCACUGUGCUCUACAAUGAUGAGUCGCACACGUUCGACCAGGUCAUCCAAACGCUUACCAAAAUUGCCAAGUGUCGGCCAAAGGACGCCAUGGAAAUCGUGGCGGCGAUUGAUCGCGAGGGACGAGCAGUGGUCAAAUGCGAUACAUUUGAGGAGUGCAACAAACUGAAGGUAUCCAUCGAAAACCAAAUGAUUCUGCCGACCUCCCUGCUGUCGACGGCGCGCAACAACCAGUCGCUCAGGACAUCGGUACUGCACGUCGGGGCCGUGGCCUGCCAGCAGUUUGCCCUGCAGCUGCUCGGCUGGUUCCAGGAGUUCCUGGUGCGACACUACCUCUUCCGUAAGACGUUCUCCGAGUUGGUGCAGCGCAAGCAGGAGACAUUCUGCAUUCGCCACAUCCUCGAGUACGACGUGAAGCUGUGGAAGACUGCGCGUACCUGCUGGCACCGCCUCCUGAUCUCUGGCAUGCUUAUGGAGUACGACAACAAGAUGAUCCUAGCCCAGGAGUUUUCGCGACGCUACGCCACUAUUGUGGAGGACUUUAUCAGUGAUGAUCAUGAUCACGCCUUUUCGAUUGUGUCGCUUAGCGUCCAGCUGUUCACGGUGCCCAGCAUUGCCCAUCAUCUGAUCGCUCAUGAGGGCAUCUUUGACAAGCUGCUGCACACGUUCUACCACGUUGCCAUCGAGAAGUUCAUCCGUAACAAGACGCUGCACUUUAGCAAGAACAUCGCCAGCCUCACCUUCUUCAAGCGGGCCAACUACAUCCUCUACGAUCUGCGAUACCUGCUCAGCCUAAAGCCGGAUGUACUGAGCAAUGAUCUACGGAACGGUUUCCUAGAAGGCUGCCGAGCUUUGAUGCGCGUUCUAAACGUGAUGCAGGGCAUGGAGUCGAUGACCAGACAGACGGGCCAACAUAUGGACUACGAGCCAGAGUGGGAGUGCGCCUUCAAUCUGCACAUCAAGCUGGCCACGACCAUCUCGCAGGUGAUUGAUUGGGCGUCCGGCGAUGUGAAGCUGCUGCGUAAGCUCUACAAGAUGACAAUGCGGGCGCUGGUGAGCAACAGUUUUAUUGUGGGUGGCGAGAAGGUCAUGCAGCCAAAAAAAGUGGCUGGCCAUGUAGCCAACUGUUUAGUUUACGACAUAUCAGUGCAGCCGGUGUCCAUCCACUUGCCUUUGUCGCGUUUCUUCGCCGGAAUCUAUCUGCACUUGGGUGCCCACGAUUUAACCUACGACGGGCUGCAGACGGAAACAGAAGCGUUGAGCAUCAAGCUAACGCCCAGGGAGAUUAUAGAACCGGUUUUGUGCACCCAAGCAAUGAUCGCCCAGGUGGGCGCAGGACUAUGGCGCCGCAAUGGUUACACCCUGCUGCACCAGCUCUACUUCUACCGAAAUGUGCGUUGCCGCGUGGAGAUGCUGGACAGGGACAUAGCCUGCCUGCAGAUAGGCGCCUCCCUAAUGGAGAGCAACGAGUUCCUGAUCCAUGUGUUGAAUAGGUUCAACACAAUCCCCUGGUUACAGGAAAACUACUGGUCCAUAUUGUCGGGUAAUGAAAUGAACGAUGACAUCAUUCGAGAGGCAUCAAUCUUUGACGAGUUCCUGGAACUUCUUAUCGUGAUCAUUGGAGAACGUUGGAUGCCUGGCGUUUCGAUGGUGACCGAAGAGGAUCGCCUGCGCAAGGAGAUCAUCCAGCUGUUGUGUAUCAAACCCUACUCACACUCGGAGUUGAGUCGCGCCUUGCCAGAUGGCAAUAGCGGAAAUAGCGACAACGUUUUCGAGGAAGUUAUCAACACUGUGGCCGUGUUCAAGAAACCCGUUGGAGCCGACAGCAAGGGGGUGUACGAACUAAAGGAGCAUUUGCUUGAGGAGUUCAACAUGUACUUCUAUCACUACACCAAAGAGGACAAGUCCAAGGCCGAGGAACUGCAACGGGAGCGCCGAAAGGCCAAGAAGCAGCUUGUCUGCUGCCCGCCACCAAUGUUGCCAAAACUAACACCAGCCUUCACAUCCAUGGCCAACAUCCUGCAGUGCCCUGUGUUCCUCAACAUCUGCGUGUUGAUUAUGGAAAGGGCUUUAAAUACUUACAGUCGCUCCUUUACCGAAUCCCAUCUUCAAAAGGUCCUUCACCUGCUUGGUUAUGCCAUUCAGGAGGAGCUUAGCGAGAACUAUCCCUUCUUGAGCUUCUACGAGCGUUCCCAGGAGUACGGAGUUCUGGAGAAGUUGGAAGAGCUCGCCCGCUGCCCGAGGUUGGAGGCUCAUUACGACUUUGUGCUGUGGACCAUCGAGCGUUUCAAGCAGCUGCAGGCAAAGCAGUCUCCCAGUGAUGGUGGAGCAGGACCCAGUUGCUCUCAGCAAAAAACCGGGGAGAAACUGUCACUCAGCGCCGAGGAGCAGGCGCGUGAGGAGAGGGAAAAUCGUGCUCGUCUAGCAGCCGAGCGUCGAGCCCACAUAAUGGCCCAGAUGCAGAAAGCCCAGAAGUCGUUCAUAAGCAGCAAUGCAGAAAUGUUUGCGGACACCGAAAACGAAACACGCAAAGAGUCAGCAUCCACGGGUCCAAUGGAUUGGGAGGAUAUACCCUCCGAGGAGGAACAGGGAGCAGUGGGCCUUGAGUCGAACGUAGCCUGCUUGGGACCGCACCGCAAGAUUUAUCAUGGCAGCGAUGAUACCUUCAAAUGCAUCCUAUGCUUCGAGAACUGUGCCAUCAGCCGUGGGGGCCGGCAAUUGGUUAGCUCUGCCUUUGUCCAAACCUCACGUGUGAUCUUCACUACGCCCAAUUUGCGUAAUAGUAAGAGCGCACUGCACAUUAGUUGCUGCGGCCAUGUGAUGCACUACAGCUGCUGGCUGGAGUACUUCAGCAACGAGGAGUUCAAGGAGCUGCGUCGUCCGCACCGCAAUCGUGCGGCCCUAGCCCAGACCGCCAACGUGGAGUUCCAAUGUCCGUAUUGCCGAACCCUAAGUAACACUAUAGUACCGGUAACCGAAACGCUGCCUGCUUUUUCGGCGCCUCCUUCACCGAACGAAAGCUAUUUACCAUUGGACAGUUUCGUGGAGAUGAUGAGCACACUGGCCAUCGAACUGGGUCACAUGAAGGACCACGAAUUGACAACACUUCCAAGUGUGUCCCACAUUUUGCGCUUGUCUGGCGUGGUCGGUGGCAUGGCUCAAUACGAGCGGAGCGUGCAGCUCAUCAAGAAUCCUCCUAGGUUGCAUGGUGACUACAUGGAAGGGAUAGAAUUCCUAAAAAAAGCCCUGCUAAAUACCAUGAAGGUUCAGCACUCACAUCUAAAGGUCCAACUAGGCAUCGAAAGUAUCGAGAUUGUAGCCAUACUGUGGGACAGCUGCAGCUACACGCUGCAGGCGCUGGAGAUCUAUUUGUACGCGGUCGAGAAGCCAUUGAAGGCCGAGCUGUCAAUGCGCCACCAGAGCUGUGCCAGGAACUUGGUGAGGGCUUGCUCACGCAGCUCCGCCUUGGAAUGGGAAAAUGAUGUUCCAUUGCUUGCGUCGAUGCGUACCCAGGCGGAGUUCUCCUCUAGACUGCUAGAUACAAUCUUUAAUCAUAGUGACACCAGUGUGCUCGUAUGGGACUGCUUCCGCGUGCUGGUGCCGUUCCAGUUUGCAGUGCUCAAUCUGAUGGUACCCGAGAUGGGAUUUAAAACAAUCAUACCCAGCGGCAGCAUGUUCGACUUUUACAUCAUGCAGACUAUGUUCCUGGCCCAGCUCACCAAGGCGGUCCUCUGCUUUGACGUGAAUAAGGAGAAGGCCAAACGAGCGGAGAAGACGCCCAAUCCUGAACUUACACAAUUGGAUUACGUAGAGCAGCUACCAUCAAGAAUUCGGGACAACAUGAUCGACUUUUAUCGACGCUACAAUAUCCCAGCCAGAGUGCUGCAGAAGACUCAACAGAAACAGCUGGAGGAGGAAGAAUCGGAAGAGAAUCAGGGUCAUGUGCAGACAGUGGUGAUACCCUGUGAAUCGCAUGAUUUGGCCCUUCUUCUCGAGUACGUGCAGCGACAGAUGAGCUCAUUCCUGCGCUGCUCCUGUCUCUUCUAUCGCUUUCUCACCGAUGUGGAUUUCCCAGACACGUUUCCCACAGAUCAACCGGAUCGCUUUGAUCUGAUGUGCCAGUACUUGGGUCUGGACCCCAUGCUGGGUGUCUACUUUGAUAUGGAGACGGUAUACGCCACCAUGAUGCACUCGUUUGCCUCGCAUCCUCACAUUGACCUUGAAGUGGAACAGCGUUGCCAGCCUGAAGAACGAGGGGCGACGGACCUUCAGGUGGAGCCUUGCCUGCGCCCGCUGCCACGCUUAAAGGUACUGUGUGAUGACUUCAGCGAUUUGAUCAACAGCGUCUCGGACAUCUUCUGUCCGAACAACGAGCGCGAGGAGAUGAAGACGCCAACGAUGUGUCUGAUAUGCGGCUUAAUCCUGUGCGGUCAGUCGUACUGCUGCCAGCCAGAGCUGGGCAGCAUGCACUCGGUGGGCGCGUGCACUCAUCACGCUCUCGCUUGUGGCGCCGAAGUGGGCAUCUUUCUGCGCAUUCGCGACUGCCAGGUGGUGUACCUGGGCCGCGGCAAGGGGUGCUUCGUCCCGCCGCCAUAUUUGGACGAGUACGGCGAGACGGAUAUGGGUCUGAGGCGCGGCAAUCCGCUGAGACUGUCCGAGGCGGCUUACAGAAAGAUCUACCUGCAGUGGCUGGGACAUGGGCUGCACGGGGAGAUCGCCCGUCUGAACGACAAUGCUAAUGUGGCGGCGGCGGCGCAGUGGCAUCACAUGUAGUCCUCCGCAGCCACCGAGAAGGAAGCAGGGGACAGGCAGCAAAAUGGAAAUGGCGGCAGUCUAUGUGAUUAUUACAUACUAACAUUAGGAGAGCCUAUUUUUACGUCUAAGCAUUUUACUACUUAUCCGUUUUGGAGAAGCGCUCACUCAUCCAGCGAGCCAACCAGGCACCCAGCCAGCACCCCCACCCCACACAGUCAACGACACCAGCCACGAACACGCCAUCACCACACAAUCCUGUCCAGCGGCCCCCAAGCGGGAACUGUAACCAUUGGUUGAUUUUUUCUUAUUAAUUAAUAUUAAUUGAUAACAAUAUUCUUAUUACUUUUUUGAGCUAUCGUUAGUAAACUUGUUGAUAGUUUGAGCGGCCCAGUGCCCUCCUCUAGUUACAUAUAUGUAUGUGUAUACAUAUAUGCAUAUGUAUAUAUAUAUAUAUAUAAUCAAAUGCUAAAAAAUAUAACAACUAGGUUAGAUUUUUGCCAGCACUUCGAAUGUUGUCGCGCAGCAACUAAAGAAGAAAGUUACUUUAAAAUAAAGGAAAAAUAAGUAUUUCCUGCUCUCUCCUCUCUCUCUCGCUCGUGCUCAUGCAGCCCCACUCGAUGUAUAUAUAGUCCCGAACUUUGAGUGCCGAUCCUAACCAGGUUGAGAUCCUUUUUUUUUUUGGCGUUUGUUGAGUUUUUCAUUUAGUUAGUGUAAAAAUAUUGAUACCGAUUAAGAGUACGUCCAAAAUUCGUAGUCGCGCCUCAUCCUCCCCUUCCAUAACUAACCCACCUCCCUCCACCCCCUCAAACAACACACCUCACACACCACUCCAUCCGCCCACCAACCACCUACGCACACACUGAAGCAUACACCCUCUCUUUCAGAGCCCUGUUUGAUAUCCAUCUCACUCUAACCCGAGGAACACGAUAAUAUUAGUCAAACCAUGUUUACUUGAUCAAUAUACUUAACACCCUAUACGACUAUAUAUUUACAUAAUAACGCGUAUAUAUAUAUGAAUAUAUAUAU